AGCCUCUCGCUCACUCCCUUCCUGCUGCAUCACAACAGCCGCUAGUAGCACCCUGGCAAUUUGCAGUGACCGGGGGACUGGAUAGUCAAAACUAAUUAGCAUAAUAAUAACUCUAAACAUAACACUAGCUAACAUCACCAUAACACAGUAAUCUACGGAAACCAUUUGCAUUGAGAUAUCCCCUUGGAACCGCUGGGACAUGGCCAGGCAAGAUCAGGUCCUGCUCUUGGAGCCACAGCACGAACUGAAAUUCCGAGGUCCCUUCUCGGAUGUGGUCAACACAACCUUAAAGCUCGCCAACCCUACAGACAGGAAUGUGUGCUUCAAAGUCAAGACGACGGCCCCGCGCCGGUACUGUGUCCGGCCAAACAGCGGCGUCAUCGACGCCGGCACCUCAAUCAACGUCUCAGUGAUGCUGCAGCCUUUCGAUUACGACCCCAACGAGAAAAGCAAACACAAGUUCAUGGUGCAGUCCAUGCUGGCUCCCCCCGAAAUGACGGACAUGGAGGGAGUGUGGAAGGAGGCAAAGCCAGAGGAGCUGAUGGACUCCAAGCUGAGGUGUGUCUUUGAGCUGCCGGCGGAGAACGAGAAAACGCACCAUGACUUGGACGCCAACAAGAUGAUGUCGUCCAACCUGCUCAAGUCUGAGUCAUCCACACUGUCCAUGAGGUCCAUGAGCUCCACCCUGGACGACGGCGAGGUGAAGAAGAUCAUGGAGGAGUGUAAGAGGCUGCAGAUGGAGGCACAGCGGCUACGGGAAGAGAACAAACAGAUCAGGGAAGACGACGGCCUGCGGAUGAGGAAGAGCAACGUGAUGUCCUCCCAGCACUCCUCCCACUCCAUGGUGAAAGAGGAGGGGCUGAGCCUGCGCACAGUGGCCCUCAUCGUGCUCUUCUUCGUGGUCGGAGUCAUCAUCGGCAAGUUGGUCUUGUAAGAGCGAGUGGCAAGCGAGAGACGGCCAACCGCAUGCUUUCGGGGGAUUGAAACAAACAACGGAUUUGCCAUUUUUUUGGAUUCAGAAAUGCCAUAUCAAUGGGGUAGUUUUGAAAUCGUUCAUUUAUGUACUAAUAAAAAAAGGAGAUACAAAAAAACAUCCAUAUUAUGAACAAACCAACGAGCGAGGGGGGGAAGCAACUGGUCAUGCCUCUUUAAUCAUUACAUAAUCAUUCUGCCUUCCUCCCAAAUACUUGCACCACCGAUACAAGAUGAGGAGCAGGAGGAAGAAAAAUGCAGAUCAUUAACCAGGCUUCCAUCCAACCGUUUUAUGUGAGGAAAGUACGUUGGAUAAUAAAUGUCACGACAGGCCUGAUGGAAA
This is a messenger RNA of Coregonus clupeaformis (lake whitefish), 1315 nucleotides long. RefSeq names its product vesicle-associated membrane protein-associated protein B-like. The transcript is spliced from 6 exons. Gene Ontology annotation, molecular function: FFAT motif binding. Gene Ontology annotation, biological process: endoplasmic reticulum membrane organization. The record is from RefSeq and is a predicted model, not a curated record. Gene Ontology annotation, cellular component: plasma membrane; endoplasmic reticulum membrane. The coding region runs from base 200 to 934 and encodes 244 amino acids. NCBI's taxonomy places the organism in Eukaryota, Metazoa, Chordata, Actinopteri, Salmoniformes, Salmonidae.